Molecule: messenger RNA, 1596 nt
Organism: Clonostachys rhizophaga
Lineage: Eukaryota; Fungi; Ascomycota; Sordariomycetes; Hypocreales; Bionectriaceae
Source: the annotation of a GenBank genome assembly
AUGCGCAACACCGCACAACGCGCAUGUUCCACAUGCCGUAAGCAGAAGCGCAAAUGCACCAGAGAGCUUCCCGAGUGCAGUCUCUGCCUGAAGCAUGGAAGACGCUGCGACUACGAUGAAUCUAUUCCGGCCACGACUCGCCCAGAUGUGCCGCAACUCCCUUCCUCCCGCCCGCACAUAUCGCCCUCCUCUCCUGGCAACACGCAAGCAUCGCCCUUUCGACCAAAUGGAUCAUCACAGGAUCUAGCCUUACCUCUUUUGGCACAGUCCAAGUUUCCAGCCUCCUUCUUCCUCGACCAUGAUGUAUUUCAAUUACUCGGUCGUAGUAUAGAGCCAGCAACGGCAAAAUUCCCGCUGUCAAUAUUGGAUCCCGUUCGCGAUCAAGCUCGAAUAAGAAGCGAUGUGGACAUCUACUUUAAUUCGACUCACACCUUUUUCCCAAUAAUCUCCAAGACUCGCCUUUAUAGAGAGAUCAGCAACACCGGUAAUUCCAUCAACGCAGACACUGCACUGCUGCUAUCUGCCCUGCACCUGCAUGUCCAACCAUCUGAUGAUACUGACCCGCCCUCCCGAGAGACCUACAAAGCUGUCAAGGCUUACUUCUCCCAGAUUGAGGCCAGCAAUGUUAUUUCUCUUCGCCUUCUGCAAGCCGCCCUGCUCAUCGCCUUGUACGAGGUGUCGAAUGCCGUCUAUCCCAUGGCAUAUCUGACUGUAGGCCAUUGCGCAAGGUUAGGACAUGCCCUUGGAAUUCAUGCCAGAAAACGCGCUCCUCAGAUUUCUCCAGCCCCCGCGUCGUCUACUGAACUAGAAGAACGAAACAGGACAUGGUGGGCAGUGAUACUACUAGACAGAUAUGUAAAUCUCGGUGGGAAAAACCGGCCAUUCGCUUGCGAAGAUGCACGUCCAGACGCAUAUUUACCCAUGGAUGAUGGCCUCACUUUGGUUCAGCCUCUGGCAGUUUCCACAUCCACUACGGUAGCUGCAUCUUAUUUCGCCAGGACGUGUCAAGCGGCCCAUCUCUUGUCCAAGGUUUUUCGUCAUUUGAACGACUUCGACACCGACCAAGAGUUCCGAUAUCAAGAAGCAAUCCAAAUACACCGCACCGUCCAAGCUCUGAGUUCCACGAUUCUGCUUGAAGCUGAGGAACAAGUCGAAAAAACCUCGGAUAGUACUACGCAUUUGGUUUUCUGCACUGCGAUAGGCCUGUGCUUCAGCGCGCUGUUCAGCCUCUACAACGAGUAUUCCUGUGUCGACAAAUUUGCGCCUGAGCAGCUCAAGAGCCCUCACCUCCGGGACAUGCAGCAACAGGCGUUUUCUGGCCUCGGAGAUAUAUGCGACGCGGUCCUUCAGUUAUCGGCUCGCGUCUAUGCCGCAGCUGAACUUGGAGGGCUGAUGAAGACGACCCCUUUGAUAGCCGAUUGCCUCUACCAAGCCGCUGCAACCUAUCUUUGGUAUAGUCACGAGACUGGAGUCCAAGAAUGGCAUGGGAAGAUGAUGGAAAUAAAGAAGCUAUUAGUGACAAUGGGUGUCAAAUGGAAGUCUGCAGGUGAAUAUAUCCAGCUUCUUGAGGCAUACGAAGCCUCGGACAAGUUUUGA